GGCCGGCGCAGCCAUUUUUGCUUGCUGACCUUGGGCUACGGCUGACAGCUUUUUGUGGUGUACUCCGUGUCAUCAUGUCCGUCCUGACGUCCCUGCUGCUGCGGGGCUUGACAGGCUCGGCCCGGCGGCUCCCAGUGCCGCGCGCCAAGGUCCAUUCGAUGCCGCCGGAGGAGGAGCUUGGGAUCAUGGAAAAGGCCAUUGGGCUUACCUUCUGCUUUGUAAGCCUCUUCCUGCCAGCGGGCUGGAUCCUGUCACACCUGGAGGACUACAAGAGGCCGGAGUGAAGGGGGGCAUUCUGCUCCUCACACUGUGACCUGACCAGCCCCACCGGCCUAUCCUGGUCAUGUUACUGCAUUUCUGGCCGGCCUCCCCUGGAUCAUGUCGUUCAAUUCCAGUCACCUCUUCUGCAAUCAUGACCUCUUGAUGUC
Macaca mulatta (Rhesus monkey) is the source of this 428-nucleotide messenger RNA. It is a transcript of the gene COX8A, whose product is annotated as cytochrome c oxidase subunit 8A. The record is from RefSeq and is marked provisional. Lineage: Eukaryota; Metazoa; Chordata; Mammalia; Primates; Cercopithecidae. Gene Ontology annotation, biological process: mitochondrial electron transport, cytochrome c to oxygen. Gene Ontology annotation, cellular component: mitochondrion; respiratory chain complex IV.